AGAAUAGCAUAUCCAAGGAAAGCACAAUGCCUCUCAUGAGGACAGUUCUUCUUCUGGCUGUUCUUUGCGCGCCCUCUUCAAGUCUGUGCUUCCGACUGUAUGAGACCGAUUCUAACUUUCUGUGCAGCAAUGAGGUUCUCUCCGGACCCAAGACCAGCGACCAGCCCAACAAUGUACUUUUGGAGGGAAGGGGAUUCCUCUUCGGCUCGGGAGAGACCGUCGAAUCCGCAGAGUCCCGCGAAAAAAGGACAUACCCGGCACCUAACUACAGGUUCCUCAGCCAAACGCAACUGAGGAGCAAGAUGUACAGAAACAGCGCGAAGGGCAACCGACGCAGCAAGGUUACCUUAUCUCUUGAUGUACCUACCAACAUCAUGAACAUCCUCUUCGACAUUGCCAAAGCCAAAAACCUGCGCGCCAAGGCGGCAGACAACGCGCGCUUGAUGGCACAGAUUGGAAAGAGGAAGUGAAUGCUUAGUUAUCCAGUGACUUUUGAAGGUAGUUCAUGUAUUAGUUAUUGUGCCAUUUUUUUGUAUCCUGAAGAAAGAUCCACAGGUUUUGCCUCAUUGACAAGCGUUAUCCUACGGUGGCAAUAUCUCGUCUGAUAAAUGUUUUGCGUAAAAAUCUCCAUGUGCGUAAAGGAAAAGUGGAUUGGUAAAUGACGCCUAAUUUGACAUAAACGGACAUGAGCCCAUUCAGUCCUUGCUUGCAAUAUUGCAUUUGCUACAGUUAUGAAGAACAAUAGACUACUAGUAACACUUCUGUCCUCUCACCUAGGAUUGGAAAUUAUAUCAUAUGAAUAACUAUAAUAUUACAUCAAAUGUUAUUGUGGGUUGAUAAAAACCCGCUACGUAGUUUGCUUUGUUUUGGUGAACACAGAUAAAAUGUAUAGAGUGGCAUCAAAUAAAAAAAACUCCUAAUGUUUUCCCCCCUACUGCUUUGAUCAUGCGCAGCCUUUACAAAGUUGCAUUAACACUGUACAGCUAAUGCAAUUUAUUUCAUUUUAUACUGUAUUAUUUUACCGCAUUGUAAACCACACAGAAAGCUAUCGCAGUUAUCCUACUGCAGUUCAUCUUAAGG
Messenger RNA from Engraulis encrasicolus (European anchovy), 1080 nucleotides. RefSeq names its product urocortin 3, like (gene ucn3l). Gene Ontology annotation, biological process: digestion; cellular response to nutrient levels; adenylate cyclase-activating G protein-coupled receptor signaling pathway. The coding region runs from base 27 to 470 and encodes 147 amino acids. The record is from RefSeq and is a predicted model, not a curated record. NCBI's taxonomy places the organism in Eukaryota, Metazoa, Chordata, Actinopteri, Clupeiformes, Engraulidae. The transcript has 2 exons. Gene Ontology annotation, cellular component: extracellular region. Gene Ontology annotation, molecular function: corticotropin-releasing hormone receptor 2 binding; hormone activity.